This is a messenger RNA of Zychaea mexicana, 976 nucleotides long. RefSeq names its product ubiquitin-conjugating enzyme/RWD-like protein. NCBI's taxonomy places the organism in Eukaryota, Fungi, Mucoromycota, Mucoromycetes, Mucorales, Lichtheimiaceae. The transcript is spliced from 7 exons. Bases 135 to 587 code for a protein of 150 amino acids. The record is from RefSeq and is a predicted model, not a curated record.
CUCCGCUCUUUCUUUCACUCACUCACUCUCUCUCUCUCUCUCUCUCUCUUUUCUUUUUAAUAAACUCCACCUCCUUUCCCGCAACGAAAAAACUCCUGGCCCAAGUUGGCAAUCUAGAGAAAUACGCACGUUAAAUGUCCAGACCACUUUUUUCAAAGAGAUUGACAAAAGAACUACGUGAUCUCGCAACGAAUCCUCCGGAAGGAGUGUCCAUUGAAGACGCCAAUGACUUUAAACGGUGGCAACUGCGGAUAAAAGGUGCACCUGGUACAUUAUACGAGGGUGAAGAAUUCGAGCUCGAAUUUCGAUUUACGCCUUCAUACCCGCUAGAAUCCCCCGAAGUGAUGUUUGUUCGGCCACGUGUACCGAUUCACCCACAGAUUUAUUCCAAUGGCCACAUAUGUCUGAAUAUACUGUACAAGGACUGGUCACCUGUCCAAACCGUGGCGCAUGUCUGUUUAUCCAUCCAGUCCAUGUUGUCAAGCUGCGCAAAAAAGGAACUUCCUCCGGACAAUGAAUUAUACAUCAAGAGUGCACAUUCCUCUCCAAAGAAGACAGCUUGGGCAUUUCAUGAUGAGAACGUUUAGCUGAACCGUUCUCUUCCUUUUCAAUGAUCAUGACAAUUAUUGCCUUUUCCUUCUUUCCUUCCUUCAUUCCUCAAAAAUACAAAAAAAAUCAUAAAACAAUCAUUUCCCUUUUCUAUAGCUCACUUUUUGUGCAUCUUCAUCAAGUAGUUAAUGAAGGCUGUUCUUGUUGGGUGCUGUAGCGAAGCAAUACUUCAAAUGGUUGUGGCAAAGAGAUGUGCAGAAGAAAGGCGCUUAUACAUACCGUAGAGCUAAAAAUUAUGCAAGCCAAGCACCUUUGUACCACGAGCCUUGUCCGGUUAUCAGCUCCAUUUAAAUCAGUGGUCCUCGGUAGCAAUGAUGCGAUCGCUUUAGAGAUCUAAUACUACUGUAUAUACCUGCAUGAAUAAAGC